GGAGCGACAGGCAUCGGGCCCCCAGGCAGAGUGACAGGCAUCGGUCCCUCAGGCGGAGCGACAGGCAUCGGGCCCCCAGGCGGAGCGGCGGGCAUCGGGCCCCCAGGCGGAGCAACGGGCGCCGGGACCCCAGGUGGAGCGGCGGGCGCCGGGCCCCCAGGCAUCAGGUCAUUUGGCUCGCCAGCAGGCACCGCGUCAUCCGGCAAGGGCAGUGGGCACCGAGUCACCAGGCACGACAGUGGGUUCCGAGUCAACUGGCAUGACCGCGGGCACUGGGUCAGACAUUGGAUCAUCUGGCUCGACAGCGGGCAUCGGGUCACCAGGCAUCAGGCAUCAGGCUGGGUACAGACAUGAGGCUGGGUAGAGAC
This is a messenger RNA of Staurois parvus, 368 nucleotides long. NCBI's taxonomy places the organism in Eukaryota, Metazoa, Chordata, Amphibia, Anura, Ranidae. The record is from the annotation of a GenBank genome assembly.